Molecule: messenger RNA, 2397 nt
Organism: Daphnia pulex (common water flea)
Lineage: Eukaryota; Metazoa; Arthropoda; Branchiopoda; Diplostraca; Daphniidae
Exons: 8
Coding region: 288-1982 (564 amino acids)
Molecular function (GO): protein binding
Source: RefSeq, a predicted model, not a curated record
CAUACUUAUUGUUUUAGUUGUUACUCUGAAUACUUGAAAAUGAAAAAUAUUUCAAAGGAUACUGUUUAGUCCACCUGUCAGCUGAUAGGACUUAGAAACUCAGAAUAUGCUCAGCCAGUCAGCCAUUUUUAGAAAUUUUCAUUAUCAGAAAUUUGCAAGUAUAGGCUGGCUGUCUGCGCAAGUUUAAUCUUGUCUAAAUUUUCAAAUUGUGUUAUUCGAUUUCUGGAAACUUUGAAAGAUUGCAUCCUACUUGAUUCUUGCUGACCGCGUGUGUUGGAACGGUUGCCAUGUUCGUCGUCGAUUCUAAGAGCACUGUUAUAAAGUUAACAGUACUGGAACUUGAGACUCAUCUCUUGGGGAAAGAGUUCAGUGAGAAAACCACAAAUGUGUUAAGAGAGAACGAUAUUGACGGAGACGUUUUGUUGACGCUUGAAGAAAAUCAACUACAGAGUCUUGGCAUUUCACUUGGACAAAGAGUAAAACUCGUUCGAUACAUCAAGAGUCUGUCAAUGGGUACCAGCCAUUCGACAGUAAUGGACCCAACCAUUUUGCACCAUUUUGAGUCCCCUUCCUCUGGUACAGUAACACCCGAAUCACAGUUGUGGGAGAGUCAUCUUCAAACAAGUUUGAACGAUCAAUUGGUGGACAACAAUCAUCAAAUGGAGGAUCUUCUUGGUAGUUCUACCUCACGUGAUCCAUUGCCUUUUUCUUUUGAGAAAUUCAGCGAACCCGUUCCAACUGCAAGUGAUUCAAAUUUGCAGAACCAUGUGCCUCCAAAAGUUUGUGAAAAGAAUUUGACGUUUGAUGUAAAAGAAAUUUUGAAUGCCCAUGAAGAAGGUAAAAAAAUCGUUGAGAAAUAUCAAGCUGACGUUGCGAUGCCUGUUACUGAGGUGGACCGAAACACUAUUAUUAAUAUUGCAUUGGGCCACGUUAUUCGUACAAUUGGUAAUUACUACCCAGAAGCGUCAACCAAACAAAAAUUGGCUGCUGCUAUUGUAGCUGCUUUUCCUCAGAUGGGGUUAAUUCGAGAUGGCCUACCUGCUUAUACGUAUAUUUACAACAGCGCAACUGGUAAUGCUUACAUUGAUCAACACUUAAAGCGGAUGAGAAAAGCUGCGUUGACUCCCGAUCAACGAAAGAGGAAAUCUGUGGAAAAACCAAAAGACGAUGCAAGGAAAGGUAAAGGGAAAUCUUUGAAGAAGUCAAGUCCAGCAGAGCAGCCUCUAUCAGAUGAGUAUGUCGCUGAAUGUAAAUCAAAGGUUGCUUGGUUGCAAAAUUGCGGUGUUUUUUUGGAAAACAAAUCGAAGAUAAUGGAGUAUAUGGAUGAGACGUACGAGUACAGGAGAUACCAAAUUGCAAAUAUCCUACUCACUCCAACUGCAAUUGUUACCGAAUUCCCGAGAUUUUUAGAUGUGGAUUUCGGAAGACUGAUUAUAGCCGAUUAUGUUCAUCAGUAUCCUAAAACAUCUGACAUCGGAACCUUUAUGUCGAAGUAUGGAAACAGAUUAAUCCGUCUAGCUCUUUAUAACAAUAUGGAAAUUCAAGAAUCAACAGAUGCAUUUUUAAAGGUACUGGUGGUGUGUGUAAAAUUGAUGCCAAGAAUUCAACAAGCCAAAAGUCAACUGAACACAACUCUGCAACAACUCGUAAUUUUUCUCAAGGAAAACACUAAUUUGGAGGAAUUCGUAAAAAACAAGCCUAAGCACUUGAAACAACCAUUCCUUGUUUGUCUAGGAACUUUAAUUGCUCCAAAGCAAUUUUUUCUCGUCGUUGACUUCUAUGUAAUUGAUUGUGGAAGUGAAUGCUCUAAUGCAUUCAACGUUCUUUUCUCAAGUUUCUUUGCCUUUAAUACCGAGUAUCCUAAACCCGUUUUGAUGGAGUUUUACCAAUUUUUUGAAUAUGCAGUUUACGGAAUUGUGCCUAGUUGUAGCUGCAAUAUUGGCGCUUUUGUAAGCAAAUUAGAGUGUUUGCCCCUUACUUAAUUUGUAUUCAUUCACAUGCAAUGCUCCCAAUAUUCAAGGACUCAGGAAUGUACCGUUUUUUAAGCUUAACUUUUUCGCUUAACGCCUUCAAUAAAUGCGGUUUAAAUGAUCUUGUUUGUUUGGUUAUUAUUCAGUAUUAAUAUGAAUGCGUUAUGGUAAUUCAGUAUGGGUGUGGGUCACAAGAAAGAGGGGUUUCGAAGAAAGAAUAAAAGUGGGUGGGGCAUAUAAUCCUGUAUGACUACGAAGAGUUAGUAUGUGUAGUACGAAGGAUUAGUAUGUGUCGUACGAUGAAUUAGUAGCCCUGCGUACGAAUGCCUUUUCGUAGCCCACAUACGAGUUAGUACCAUCUUAGUAUGAUUUCCCAAAAGACUACUAGAAAAAGGGUCUUAGUACCCCCUUCGUAGCCUCUCAAAAA